AUGGCCUCCAAAUAUACCAAGCUACUUUCCCAGGCCCGGGUGUUAGUGCUCGGCGGUUCUUCGGGAAUCGGGUUCUCGGUCGCGGAGCACGCUCUGGAGCUCGGCGCCAUCGUCACCAUCUCCUCCUCGCGAACUUCCAAGCUAGACUCGGCACUCGAGCGUCUGCGAGGUGCAGUGCCUGAUGCAGCCCAAUCAGUGAACGGUCAAGUCUGCGACCUCUCCGACCCGAACACUACGCGGGAAAACCUGGAGUCGAUGCUCCAAACCAUCACCAAGACAAAGCCACUUGAUCAUAUUGUUUUCACCGCUGGAGACGGCAUCAAGAUCCAACCUGUCGGCGAUUUCGAGGUCAGCGCACUGCAAAAGCUCGGCAACGUGCGGUUCAUCGCCCCUGCGCUGCUCGGCGGGCUGGCCGCCAAAUAUAUGAAUGUCGCCCGCACAUCUUCCAUCACCUUCACGAGCGGCACCGGCGGGCACCGACCGGCGAAGAACUGGACGGCGGUGGCCGGGUACUGCUCCGGCUUGGAGGGACUCGCACGGGGCCUCGCUGUCGAAUUGGCACCCAUCCGUGUCAACACGGUCAGCCCGGGCGCGGUGCACACGGAGAUGUUCAGUGAAAUACCUGAGGACCGGCUGGAACGCGUGCUCGCGGGCUUUCGUGACCGGACCUUGACCAAGAGUGUCGGUACUCCGGAGGAGCUGUCCGAAGCGUAUAUCUACUUCAUGCGUUGUUCUUAUGCGACAGGGUCGCUUGUGGAGGUGAAUGGCGGAACUCUGCUCGCGUGA
This is a messenger RNA of Dissoconium aciculare CBS 342.82, 786 nucleotides long. RefSeq names its product short chain dehydrogenase. The coding region runs from base 1 to 786 and encodes 261 amino acids. The record is from RefSeq and is a predicted model, not a curated record. The transcript has a single exon. Gene Ontology annotation, molecular function: oxidoreductase activity. Lineage: Eukaryota; Fungi; Ascomycota; Dothideomycetes; Mycosphaerellales; Dissoconiaceae.